AGGGAGAGAGCGCUGGCAGUGCAGAGAUCCUUGACUCGUUGGCUCUGGCCUGUCAGCAGGUGGUAGAGAGAGAGUUGCUGAGUGACACUCGGUCUGUCAGAGAAAAGACAGAAAGAAGAAAGGUAGAAAGGAGAGAAAGUUAACAAAGCCCCCCCUAAGGCAAUGACCGCUAGACCCCUGUGGAGGGCCCUGUGCCUGCUGGCCCUACUCUGCACAUGGUCACGCACAAGUUCUGCUGACACCCAGCCAGACCCCUCAGCUGCAGAGCAGGAAGUCACCUUGAGCCACAUCUAUAAAAUUGACAUCCCAGGGAGCACCAGCUGCAACCUACAACACAUAUCAACACAGGAUGAAACAGGUCUGCAGAUGGAGACCACAAAAACUGGAAACAAUGACAUUAUCUUCAGACACAACAUCAAGCUGCAGCCACCCAGAUGUGACUGCGAGGAGUCGGAAAGCUUUAAGUCUCUGCUUUACAGAGUCAAUGGACUCGAAGAAGAAGUCAACUACCUUAAGACCCAGUGUGCACAGGGAUGCUGUGGUGCUGCAGGCGUGGACAAAAGCUGUAGUGGCCAUGGUACCUACCAACACGACACCUGCAGCUGCCUCUGUAACAUAGGAUGGGAAGGCCCCGACUGUUCUGAAUCCUCCUGCCCAGAUGAGUGCAACGACAAUGGCCGAUGCGUGGAUGGCCAGUGCGUGUGCUAUGAGGGCUACACCGGAGAAGACUGCAGUGAGCUGACAUGUCCAGACAACUGCAAUGACAAUGGCCGAUGCGUGGAUGGCCAGUGCGUGUGCUAUGAGGGCUACACCGGAGAAGACUGCAGUGAGCUGACAUGUCCAGGCAACUGCAGUGACAAUGGCCGAUGCGUGGAUGGCCAGUGCGUGUGCUACGAGGGCUACACCGGAGAAGACUGCAGCGAACUGACGUGUCCAGGCAACUGCAAUGACAAGGGCCGAUGCGUGGAUGGCCAGUGCGUGUGCCAUGAGGGCUACACCGGAGAAGACUGCAGCGAACUGACCUGUCCAGGCAACUGCAAUGACAAGGGCCAGUGUGUAGAUGGGAAAUGUGUGUGCUUCCCACACUUCACUGGUGAGGAUUGCAGCAUCCAGAAGUGUCCCAAUGACUGCAUGGAUAAUGGCCAGUGUGUGAACGGCAAGUGCAUCUGUGAUGACGGCUUUUACGGGGAGGACUGUUCGUUAGUCUUGGCACCUCAGGGUCUGGAGGUGGUCCAAGUGACUGACGUCUCUCUCCUGGUUGAGUGGGAGUCCGUUCAAGGGGCCGAGUAUUAUGUGUUGACAUAUUAUCCGAAAAAUGACGAGGGUGCGCAGGAGCAGAUUUCGGUCGCCAACACAGAGAACUCCUACCUCAUCACAGGACUGACUCCUGGGGUUACCUACAUUGUCCAAGUACAUGCAGUCAUUAAGGAGAUCCAAAGUGAAGCUGACGAGAUUGAAGCCACCACAGAUGUCUCAACUAUUGAUGGUAUCCGAGUUCUUGGCCAGACAGAGGUCUCUAUUGAGGUGGACUGGCAGAACCCUCAAGCUGAGAUGGAUUACUUCAGGCUUACACACACUGACCCAGAAGGGCAGGAGGAGGAGCUGAAGGUACAGAGGAGCCAAGAGGCGCGCACCAAACACACUAUUGUGGGUUUGUAUCCAGGAACAGAGUAUGUCAUCUCAGUUCAGGCCAUUAAGGGAAACAAUGGGGGCAAAGCUUCUUCUGUCACCGGUGCCACAGAUAUUGAUGCUCCAACAAAUCUCGUCACUACCGAAGUAACAGAGGACACUGCAACAGUCUCCUGGGAUCAAGCCCAGGCUGAAAUAGAGGGAUACAUGCUGAGUUACACUUCUGCUGAGGGAUCCAGUUCAGACAUCUCUGUAGCACGUGAUAGUACCUCAUACAGGCUGAUAGGCUUGAGGCCUGGAGUUCUCCAUACUGUUUAUAUCUGGGCCUAUAAGGGAGACAAAGUCAGCGGAAAAAGUUCAACAGAAGCUGAAACAGACCUGGAUGCUCCUACUAACGUCUUCGCCCAAGAUGAGACAGAGUUCAGCUUCAGGGUGCACUGGGAUCCCCCUCAGGCAGAAAUUGAUGGCUACAUGCUAACAUAUAGCUCUUCUGAGGGCUCAAGUGAAGAAAUUGUAAUUGGGUCUGACAGUACUUCAUACACGCUGACUGGCCUGAGGCCUGGGGUCCUCUACACUGUCUACAUCUGGGCUGUCAAGGGGAGCAAAGCCAGCAGGAAGAUCUCGACACAAGCUGAGACAGAACUGGACGCGCCUGCUAACCUCUUAGCAGAAGAUGAAACAGAAUCCAGCUUCAGUGUGUCAUGGGAUCCCGUCCAGGCAGAAAUUGAUGGCUACAUGCUAACCUACACGUCCUCUGAAGAUGGCUCUAGUGGGGAAAUCCCAGUGGGGGCCGAUGAGUCUGAUUAUUUGUUGACUGGUUUGAGGCCUGGGCUUCUCUACACUGUUUACAUCUGGGCUGUCAGGGGAGACAAAGCCAGCAGGAAGAUCUCAACACAAGCUCAGACAGAACUGGAUGCUCCUGCUAACCUCUUAGCCCGAGAUGAAACAGAAUCCAGCUUCACUGUGUCAUGGGAUCCAGCCCAGGCAGAAAUUGAUGGCUACAUCCUUACCUACACCUCUUCUGAGGGCUCUAGUGAGGAAAUCCCUGUUGGGUCUGACAGGACCUCUUACAUGCUGACUAGCCUGAGGCCUGGAGUUCUCUACACUGUCUACAUCUGGGCCGUCAAGGGGGACAAAGCAACCAGGAAGAUUUCAACAAAAGCACAGACAGACAUUGAUUCUCCCAAGGAUCUGAGGGCUGUUGAUGUGACGCUGGACUCUGCUUCUUUAACUUGGACUCCUCCUCUGGCUGACAUUGAGGGUUACAUCCUCACCUACAGGGAUGAAGAGGGAAACAUGGAGACUGUUGAAAAGCAGCUUGUAGCCGGUGAGAGCAGCUUUGCUGCAUCAAGUCUUGAGAUGGGGAAGAGGUACAUUGUCACUAUUAUUGCCUACAGGGGCAACAAGAGGAGCAAGGUGGUAGAAACCAUCUUCAAAACAGUUGGUCUCCUAUACCCAUUCCCCAUGGACUGUGUUCAGAUCAUGAAGAACGGCAAUAAGAGGAAUGGUGUCUAUACAGUCUAUAUUAACAAUGACCGCUCCAAACCUAUAGAAGCUUACUGCGACAUGGACACUGAUGGAGGCGGCUGGCUGGUGCUUCAGCGCCGUAACAUUGGCAAGCUGGACUUUAUGAAACGCUGGAGGCAGUACAUUGCAGGUUUUGGCAACUUAACCGAGGAGUUCUGGAUUGGUCUCGAUAAAAUACACGAGCUUACCAACACUCCUACUCAGUAUGAGCUGAGGGUUGAUUUAGGUGUGGGCUCAGAGAGGGCGUAUGCUGUAUACGACAACUUUAAGAUUGCACCAGUCAAGCAGAAGUUCAAGCUCACCAUUGGCAAAUACAGUGGGACAGCAGGUGAUGCCAUGACCUACCACCAAGGCCUCCCCUGGACUACCAUUGAUUCAGAUAAUGACCUUGCCCUGACCAACUGUGCUCUGAGUCACCGUGGCGCCUGGUGGUACAAAAACUGCCACCUGGCCAACCUUAACGGCAAAUGGGGUGAAACCAGGCACAGCAUGGGGGUGAACUGGGAACCGUGGAAGGGCCACCUGACAUCCCUCGACUUCACUGAGAUGAAGAUCCGACCUGUGGGAGCCCUGUCCAGCAGGAAGAGGCGAUCGCUGGCGGCUAGGGAGAAAAGCAGAAAUGCAAAACUCCAAAAGAAAUAGAAGAGCACCUGUAAACACAUCGGUCCCAUCAGCCUGACAUCACACAAGCUUUUGGUGUUUCUGUACAUAUGUACACAUGCAUGUUUUAAUACUCUAGACUAGAAUACCUACUGGUCUCCCUCUCUGUGUGUCUCAAUUCUUGGACAAUAUGUACACUUUUUAGAAAAACUAAUACCUUAAUAUCUGUUCAUAUGCACAAUAGAAAUUCAAAGAUUUACUGUGACUACAUGAAAGUGGCAAAUGACAAACGUCCUUUGACUUUUUUGACAUUAAUUGAUUUAGUUUAUCACUCAAACUUGAACCUGUUUAUAUUGCUUGUGUUAUAUUUGCUUAUUUCACAUCCUCCAAAGAAAUUGAGUGCAUGGUAGAAAACAAAAAUAGCUUGUCUGUUGUUGGGUUUUUCGUGGAUCAGGUGUAGACCAUUAGAGUUAGCACCCUGAGUUUAUUGAUUGUGAAGCCAGCUGGCUUCGUCACAUUAAACUGCCACUGUGCUUCUAACACUGUCACAUCACAUCAGUUUGUGUGGGACAAGGCCGUCAGUAACAACGGAUGGCUGUCUAGAGACGCCAAAGUGCUCCUGCUUUACAUUCAGAUGACCAAGACAGCUAAUAUCCAUCAAUGUGACGUGCCUUUAUCAAAUGUCAAUAGGAAUGAAGUUUGUUUGCCCCAUCCUCUGGAGCAUAAUGACCAAACUCUAGUUUUUCAAUCUGGAAAGCUGACAGAAGUUAUUAAUACUUCUUUGACUUUGACUUUACUUGAUUACUUUUUUUCUUUUUUUUUACACAUUUUUAUUACAAACUUGGUUUAAGUGACAAGGGCUGAGCACAUCAAUCAACUUUUCUCCUAAUCUGCCAGAUGUUAUUUGAUUUGCAGUCAGUGACUCUCACACAUUACAUUCUCCUAAAAGUUUUUUAACUUCCAGCUAAUCCUUAGGAUCAGGACUUUGAAGGUCAGAAAUGAGGAAAUAAAAACCUGUUUAUCCAUAUUUUAUUUACUAAUUGUAUUCUCAAGCUGACAUUAUAGCUGCUCUUUCAUAUUAAUGCAAUCAUUCAGGGAAUAAAAAUAAAACAUUUUUUAUAUGUGAAAA
Messenger RNA from Oreochromis niloticus (Nile tilapia), 4885 nucleotides. RefSeq names its product tenascin N (gene tnn). The transcript has 19 exons. Gene Ontology annotation, biological process: regulation of cell adhesion; neuron projection development. The record is from RefSeq and is a predicted model, not a curated record. NCBI's taxonomy places the organism in Eukaryota, Metazoa, Chordata, Actinopteri, Cichliformes, Cichlidae. Gene Ontology annotation, molecular function: protein binding. The coding region runs from base 163 to 3798 and encodes 1211 amino acids.